Daucus carota subsp. sativus is the source of this 2736-nucleotide messenger RNA. RefSeq lists its product as uncharacterized. The transcript is spliced from 4 exons. NCBI's taxonomy places the organism in Eukaryota, Viridiplantae, Streptophyta, Magnoliopsida, Apiales, Apiaceae. Gene Ontology annotation, molecular function: zinc ion binding; nucleic acid binding. The coding region runs from base 1 to 2736 and encodes 911 amino acids. The record is from RefSeq and is a predicted model, not a curated record.
AUGGUUCUUACAAGUGCACUUGCGGAAAAAGAAUAUAAACGAGUAAACAAUUGCAAGUCGGCACAAGAAAUGUGGAACAAAUUAGUGGUAACCUAUGAAGGUACUACGGAUAUAAAAGACUCUCGAAUGGAUACUUUGAUCCAAGAAUACAAGAACUUUAAACUCCAAGAUGGAGAAAAUAUCAUCGAUAUGGAAACAAGGUUCACUCGUAUAAUCGAUGAAUUGUCUCAACUCGGGAAGAACUAUACUCAAAAUGAUAAGAAUCGUCGGGUUCUUAAAUCUCUCCCUUCGAGUUGGAAAGUUAAAGUCACUACUAUUAAAGAGAUGCACAAUCUCAAUGACUAUCACAUCGAUAAUCUUUUCGGAAACCUUCGUGCUUACGAGGAAGAUAAUGUUCCGGAUAUUGUUGUUCCCAAAGUGGAAGACAAGAAGAAAAAUAUGGCAUUAAAAUCCAUAUUAAUUGAUGAAGAUGAAAAUGACGAAGUUUUAAACGAAGAAAUUCAAAAUCUUGAUGAAAGCGAAAUUGCUUUACUAACAAGACAACUUCGUCGAGUGCUUCAAAGCAAAGCUCAAAGGUACGGAAAAGGCUUCCUUAAAUCGAAUAAUCAACAAAGAGUUUUUAACUCUAAUAGAAGGCUUAAUUACUCUCAAAAUUAUUCUCCUAACUAUAAGAGUAAUUUUCCUACCAACUCGGGCUAUAAAGGCAAAAAUAAUCAAAGUCCGAAUGGCUAUAAUAAUGCCAACACGAGCAACAAUAAUAAUUACACUCCUCCAAAACCGAAAGAACAAAAUCCGGAGGAAACACAAGAUGUAUGUUUCGAGUGUAAACAACCGGGUCACUAUAAACGAGAAUGUCCUAAACUCUCUAAGGGUCGAAUUCUCGUGGCCGAAAACGGUUGGGAUUUAAGUGAAGAUGAGGAAUCUUCCGAAGCAAGUGAAGAAGUGGUUAAUCUAUGUUUGAUGGCAAUCGAGGAUGCUUCUACAUCAACGGAUAUCUCCACUACUAACCAAGAGCUAUUAGUGGAAGCAAAUACUCGUUAUGAUUAUCUUGAUCAAUUGUUCCUCACCACUUGGUCCGAGAAAGAAAAGCUUGAAGAUAUAUAUCAAACUCAACAAAAAGAGUUUUCUCGGAUAAAGGAAUCAAAAAUUAAACUUGAAGAAGAAAUGGUAAAUCUUCAAGAUUCCUUUAUAAAAUCCAAGGAUGCAAUUACAAAAUUGGAAAUUGAGAACGUUUCCUUGAUAUUAGAAACGGAAGAAAUAAAAGAGGAGAAGCUUCAAUUAAAUGAAAAUAUUGAAAAGCUUCAUGUUGAUCUAUUAAAUUUGAAAAUCCAAAAUGAGUCGCUAACUCAAGAAAGAUCAACUACGAGUUAUCUAAAAGAUAGUCUCGAAACUGAAAUUGCUCGAAUCCUUGAAGAAAAAGAAAAAGAGUUCAAAAUAGAAACUCGCAAAAUCAAGGAUGAACAUUCCAACAUCUUAGCACAAUGCAAAGAUCAAGAAAGAAUUUUAAAUGCUCAGAUUGAUGCCUUAAUCAAUGAUAAAAAUGAUCUUGAACGAACGAUUCAACGAUUUACAAAAGGCAAUGAAAUGUUGGAUAGAAUGGAAUGCCUUGUUGCUAAGCAAAACAUGUGGUACCUCGAUAGUGGUUGUUCAAGGCACAUGACGGGAAAUAAAUCUCUUUUGAACGACAUUAAAAAGGUAACCGCUGGAGUUGUCACAUUUGGAGAUAGCAGCAAAGAUUACCUUACGAAGUUUGAUCCUAAAUCAAGCGAAGGUAUAUUUCUCGGUUAUUCAAGUAAUAGUAAAGCAUACCGAGUAUUCAAUCUCAAAACUCUUGUGGUGGAAGAAUCUAUGAAUGUUGCUUUCGAUGAAGCAAAACCACCCUCGAAAUAUAUUGAUCUUGUUGAUAAAGAAGAUGCACAACAAGAUGGGAUUGAAAAUGUUAUUCGACAAUUCGAAAAUUUGGACGUUGGGAUUUCCCCUCCUAAUAAUCCAUUAGAAUUGUUAAAUCAAGAUGAAGAACUCCCUAAAGAAAUUCCUAUAAUAAGGAGUCAUCCAUUAGAUAAUGUAUUGGGUGAUUUAAGUAAAGGAGUUCAAACGCGGUCACAAGUUCAAAAUGUUGUGAAUCAUCUUAGUUUUCUAUCUCAAAUAGAACCUAAGAUUGCUAAAGAGGCUUUACUUGACGAGGAUUGGAUUUCUGCAAUGCAAGAUGAAUUAAACCAAUUUACUCGAAGUAAAGUGUGGGAGCUCGUUCCAAAACCCGAAGAUACUUCCAUAAUUGGAACUAAAUGGGUAUUUAGAAAUAAAUUAGAUGAAAAUGGAACGGUAGUUCGUAAUAAAGCGAGAUUAGUCGCUCAAGGAUAUACUCAAAUGGAAGGUAUAGACUUCGAUGAAACCUAUACCCCUCUGGCACGAAUAGAAUCAAUUCUUAUGCUUUUAGCAUUUGCGUGUCAUAAAGGUUUCAAAGUAUAUCAAAUGGAUGUUAAAUCCGCCUUCUUAAACGGGAUUCUUGAAGAAGAAGUUUAUGUAAAACAACCUCCCUGUUUUGAAGAUUCUGUUAAUCCAGAAUAUGUAUAUAAAUUAUACAAGGCUCUAUAUGGAUCAAAACAAGCUCCAAGAGCUUGGUAUGAAAGGUUAAGCAAAUUCCUAUUAGAUAAUAAUUUUAAGAUGGGAACUGCCGAUAAAACCUUAUUUACGAGACAAGAAAAAAUGAUAUAUUACUUGUCCAAAUAUACGUAG